UUUACUCAUAAAUAUUUCUAUUUACUUCAAAAUGAUUGAAAAAGCAAGUUUACAACAUCAAAGAGAAGCUGACCGUCGACUAUUGCAAUUCAACAAUUACAAUGAAUACCUAGAUUCUUUAAGGAAAAAUUCUGAUCUAAAAUAUUUAGAAAGCAUAAAACAAUGUCGCAAUAUCGCAGAGGCAGGUUAUCGUUCAGCUGUAACUUUAUCAUUCAAUGAUUUUAAUGAAAGAUUAGAAGAAGUAAGAAAAAUGGUUAAUCCCCCAAUGAAUAUAAGGAAACCAUUAAAUGAAUUGUUAAACAAAACAAUCAGCCAAGACCCUUUAAUUGUAGCUUUAGCAAGUCGCGAAAAAAGGAUACGAUUAGGCGAUUUAGCGACAAUUAUAUUUAUACGAGUAAAAUGCAAAAAAAAUACUGAGAUAUCGUGCUACAUUGAUUAUGGUGAACGAUUAUUAACCGAAAAUUGGAUUCCUUAUUACAAGGGCACAAAACUUCUACAACCAAAAAAAACGGAUUUGAGCUAUUAUAAUUGGAGAAACAAUACAACUUAUUUAAACAAAACUAAAAAUUUUACGCCCAUAACAAUACCUCAAGGUUUAAUAUUUCAAUGUAAUGGAGAUAGAUUGAUAAUAAAUGGCAAUCCGUACUUAACAUAUUCAAAUGUAAAUGUUGACUUAGUCAGAAUACAUUCAGAUAAAUACUUGCAAGCAAUGUUAUUUGAUCAUAUACUAAAAGUAAAAUCGAUAUGAAAAUAAAAAUUGAUAUGACUAAAAGUUAAUCAUUUUGUCUAUUGAAUUUUGUUUAGAUUAGAUGAAUAAAAUUUGUAUACUAAGUUUUGCAUAUAGAGAUCUCAAAGGUAAAGGUAUCUAUACAGGCGAUUAUUUAAUUAUGACUCACGCAAUAUAUUUAAAAUUAUUAAACAUAUUAUAAUUUAAUCUUAUUAGAAAUCAAUAGUAUCUUAAGUUUGAUAAUUUUCAAAAAAAAUUCGGUACUAUACCCACUACUACACUCUUAAAAUUAUUU
Daktulosphaira vitifoliae (grape phylloxera) is the source of this 1022-nucleotide messenger RNA. Its product is annotated as cilia- and flagella-associated protein 299-like. The transcript has 3 exons. Bases 32 to 748 code for a protein of 238 amino acids. The record is from RefSeq and is a predicted model, not a curated record. NCBI's taxonomy places the organism in Eukaryota, Metazoa, Arthropoda, Insecta, Hemiptera, Phylloxeridae.